GAUAAGACAUCCUCUGACACUAUAAAUACCAGUGUCUGCAUUUGACAGUCACUGUAGGGAAUCCACACAGGACAAGAUGAAGGUUUUCUGUCUCAUUGCAAUUGUGGGGGUUGUGUGUGCUGCUCCAGGGAGAGAAAAACGACAGUUUGUCCCGGCUAACACCCACUGCAAUUUCCAGGCAGCCAACCCUUGCACAACUGGCAAGAGUCAGGUGUUUUACCCCCAUCCUAAUGACAACACUAAAUUCAUCCAGUGUAACGCGUUAGGGGAGAUGUACAUCAUCCAAUGCCCAGCUGGAAAGCUCUAUAACUCAGCAACUGUAUCCUGUGUGUCGAGGAACUUUAUUCCAUCCGGCACAAGCGGCGGACAGAUUACAGGACCGGUAUCUGUGGGUAACAAUCCCUGCACACAGGCCAACAUCGCCCGCGGUAACUUCUACUUUGCAGUGUCCGGAGACAACCUCCACUUCAUUGAGUGCGAUCUCCUGGGUAACGCAAAUGUCUUACCGUGUCCCAAUCUGCUUGUGUGGGACCAGACGCGUCUCUCUUGUGUCUACACAUUCCAAGCCGGGAGACCCACUCCCACCCCCAACACCGCCAUUCUACCAAGCACUGGAGUGACCACGAACCCAUGCAAGAAUGCUGUCGUAACCACCGGAAACUCCCAGUUCUACUCUCACCCAGAUCCGUCUAAGUUCAUCCAGUGCGAUAUCGCCGGAAACGCAUUCGUGCUGGCCUGUCCAUCCGGUCUGGUUUGGAAUGAGUUCAGUACUACGUGCGUCUCGCCUUACAGUCAAGCUGUUGGCACAUCCCCAUAGGAAUGUCUUAUAUAUGCAUUUGGAAUCUCUGAACCAGUCUCGGUUUGACUAAUCCCCGUACGAUUGGUGUUGUUUUAUGCAUCAACAAUUAAAUGUUUGAAGUGAU
Molecule: messenger RNA, 923 nt
Organism: Ostrea edulis (European flat oyster)
Lineage: Eukaryota; Metazoa; Mollusca; Bivalvia; Ostreida; Ostreidae
Exons: 5
Coding region: 77-817 (246 amino acids)
Cellular component (GO): extracellular region
Molecular function (GO): chitin binding
Source: RefSeq, a predicted model, not a curated record